CUGGAAACAGACGUCGAUCAGCGGAUCAUCGAUCAGCUGUCACUCAGCUCGGUCUGUGCUAGCACAGUUAGCUUUAGCUGCGGUUAGCUCCCACUAGCACAGUUAGCUUUAGCUGCGGUUAGCUCCCACUAGCACAGUUAGCUCAGACCCGGAUCACAAAGCUUCCUCCAUGGGAGCCCACCGCAGCGAGGGAGGCCGGGACUGGCUGCAGCAGGACGGGCAGGAGCAGCUGGAGCAGACCCCGAAGCCGUGGAACGUGAUGAUCAAACACAGACAGAUCCACAGACGAGGACGACGCUCGCACAUGAGUGUCAGCUACACAGAUCCUCAGGUGUCCAUGGACCUGUUGAGGGCGGUGCUUCAGCCCAGCUUCAAUGAUGACAUCAUGGCUGUGUUCAGGAAGUACCAGAAGUUCUUUGAGAAAGCUGCUCAGAACGUGAAGGUGAACGUAGGAGAUGACGUUCAGACUGACCAGCUGAUCAAAGAGGCCUGCAGGAACGUUCUAGAACAUGCCAAACAGCUGUUUCCAGAGGGGGAGGUGAAGAAAGUUCGGUCAGAGAUCGCAGUCAAGAGAACCAGACCUGCUGACGACGACUGCAGUCAGAGAGGAAGUCCCCUGCUCAAGAAGAGAAAAACCCGUCCCAGUGCCGCGCUCGUCUCGUCUGAUCGACCUCUGACCUUCACCUCUCAAGCGAAGCCGAAGCCUGAUUCCAUCAAGAGAGAAGGACCGAAGUGGGAACCGUCCAGACUCAAUGACAGCAGCACGUUUGUUCUCGGCUCCAGAGCAAACAAGGCGCUGGGGAUGGGCGGGACCAGAGGACGAAUCUACAUCAAACACUCCGACCUGUUCAAGUUUGCUGCAGAUGCACAGGAUAAGCAGUGGUUGGCAGAGCGACAUCACAUGAGAGCGACAGGAGGAAAAAUGGCCUACCUGCUGAUCGAAGAAGACAUCCAGGAUCUGUCCCGCAGCGACGAGUACAAGGACUGUCCUGACGUCAAGAUGGACGAGAUGAAGCCGUUCUCGGUUCCUUCCUGGAUGAUUGACAAGAUGAAGAGAGCCAUGGAGGCUCAGAGAGAUGCUGACCUCUGACCUCAUCAGAGCAAUCAUGUGAUUCACAUACUCUGACCUGAUUGGCUCCUUCUAUCCUUUCAUUUAUACUGUUUUUUAACAAAUUAAUAAACCUGUUUCUGACCAGAA
Limanda limanda (common dab) is the source of this 1198-nucleotide messenger RNA. RefSeq names its product deoxynucleotidyltransferase terminal-interacting protein 1 (gene dnttip1). The transcript has 13 exons. Gene Ontology annotation, molecular function: nucleosome binding; DNA binding. The record is from RefSeq and is a predicted model, not a curated record. The coding region runs from base 170 to 1090 and encodes 306 amino acids. Lineage: Eukaryota; Metazoa; Chordata; Actinopteri; Pleuronectiformes; Pleuronectidae. Gene Ontology annotation, cellular component: nucleus.